CUAUAUAAUUUGUGAAAGAACCCAACCGUUUUCAAUUUCGUAUCUAUUUUCACAAUCAUGGAUUUCUUGUCUAAACUCAGCGGCUCUGCCGACAAGCCACACGACCAAAAUCCAGACAACCACAAGCCAUCAGCUUCCGAGCUCUUGUCCAGCGCCAGGUUGGUCGCCGACGCUGCCAAGUCCUCUUUCGGCGGCGGCGGCGGCGGCGGCGAGGUGGAUAAGGGCAAAGCUGCCGGAGCAGGCGCUGACCUGCUUGGAGCGGCUUCGGAUUACGGCAAAUUGGAUGAAACCAAGGGAGUUGGUAAGUAUGUUAACCAGGCUGAGGAGUAUCUCAAUAAGUAUGAGAAGUCUCAUUCUGCCACUCCUGUUCCUGCUGCCGAGCCAAAACCGGCUGAGCCGCCGAAGAAGGAGGAGUCCGGCGAGAAGGAAGGCGGAGGAUCUGGGUUUGGGGAUUACAUGAAGGUGGCUGAAGGUUUGUUGAAGAAAUGACCCUCUUUUGCAAUUGGGUCCUUCUCCUUUUAUGUGGUUGUGCUUGUUGCUCUGUUUUUGUGUAAUUCUGUAAAUAAGGGUUUGCAUUUACUGCUAAAACCUACCAUAAAUGUGUGCUCUGUAGGCUACCAGUUAUGUUCUGUGUUUAACCCACAAUUUAUAUGUUAGAUUUGUGGUUCUUAUCUUGUUAUAAA
Cucurbita pepo subsp. pepo (vegetable marrow) is the source of this 683-nucleotide messenger RNA. Its product is annotated as nodulin-related protein 1. Gene Ontology annotation, biological process: regulation of abscisic acid biosynthetic process; response to heat. The record is from RefSeq and is a predicted model, not a curated record. Lineage: Eukaryota; Viridiplantae; Streptophyta; Magnoliopsida; Cucurbitales; Cucurbitaceae.